AGGCAAGCUGAUGCUAGUCUACCAGUGUCAAGAUAUUGUUCUUCCCAAGAAAUGUUGCAAUAAGUGAAAAUAGAUUCUGAUUCCCAAGUCAAACUAUUUUAUGAAGCCACCAUAUCACUUGACUUACAAGUUCACGCCUAGAUUUAAUUACCACAUGAGACAUAUGAGCAUAGAAUGUGAUACAGUUGGCAAUGAACCGGACAAUUUUUUUUUUUCCUUUUUUUCAGUAAGAAGUUGGAAAAUAUGAAUAGAGUGUGGAACAGUUGCUCCAGCCAGCUGCAGGACAAACAAUCUUUGUGGCGUGAGACUGUAAGAAAUCCUAGCCUCUGUCACAUUAGUGCAUUCAGAUCUCAAGCAUAAGGUGUGUGUGCAUUGUGGCCACCACCUGUGACUGCCCGUCUUCCUACUCCUCCUCCUCUUCCUCCUCCUCCUCCUCCUCUUCCUCUUCCUCUUCCUCUUCUUCCUCCUCCUCUUCCAGCUCCUCUUCCUCUUCUCGUUCCUCUUCUUUAUUCCCUUCACCUUUAUCUCGUUUUCUGGAGUCUUCAUCUUCCUCAGAUUCCCAUUUUCCAGCCUUUUUGUCUUCCUCCUCCUCUUCCAUUUCCUCCUGCUUUUUUUCCUCAACUGCGUCCCUACGCUCCUCUUCCUCCACCUCCACGGCACCACCUCGCUGCACCAUCACAGCCCAACAAAUGUUCGAUUGGGAGGAAGGGGAUCGUUUCUCCUUCGAGGACUCGGAGCGAUUUGAAGAGGACUCACUAUGUAGCUGGAUUAGCGAGCCCGAGUCCCUCGUCAACAAUUGGAGGGGAUGGAAGCGUUCAGAUAAAAUCGCCUGUCUCUUAUAUGGCCGCAAUAGAGAUCAAGAUGGCAGAGUACAUUCUCUCACAGAGAUGUGUGCCCGCACAGUGGCGGCACACAUCCCUUUUGAAGUGGUCGAACAGAUGAUGCCUCCUGUGCCAGAGCAGCUACAACUUCUUAUUGCAUUUUGGAGCUUCCCAGAAAAUGAGGAGGACAUUAGGCUCUACAGCUGCCUGGCCAAUGGCAAUGCCGACGAAUUUCUCCGAGGGGAAAACCACUACAAACACAAGAGCGUUCAUGAUCCGUUGCAGAUUGGAUUCCAUCUGAGUGCUACUGUAGCACCAUCAGCUUCUGGGACAAAGGGACAGUUCAAUGUAGCAGUAACAUUUGACAGGGGUAGGAUCACAACAUGUAAUUGUACAUGCUCUGCCAAUGCCUCCUGGUGUUCACACGUAGUUGCCGUCUGCCUCCACCGUAUCCACCAGCCCAACCAGGUGAAACUUCGUGCUCCCGUGAGUGAGUCCUUAUCACGGCUACAGAGAGAUCAGUUACAGAAAUUUGCUCAGUACCUCAUCAGCGAACUGCCACAACAGAUCCUGCCAACAGCACAGCGGCUCAUUGAUGAAAUCCUCUCUAGUCAAACAUCUGAUAUUAAUACAGUUUCAGGAGCACCAGACCCAACUGCUGGUGGAUCGGCCAACGAGCAAAUGGCCUGGUGGCUAGAUGAGAGCAACCUUCACGAGAAUAUUCACAAGAUCCUGGUCAAAUUUUGUGUGCCAUCUCCCAUUGUUUUUAGUGACGUUAACUACUUGAGUUCAACGGCCCCACCUGUAGCUGCAGAAUGGUCAUCUUUGUUGAGACCUCUAAGGGGAAGGGAACCCGAAGGCAUGUGGAACCUUCUCUCCAUAGUGAGGGAGAUGUUUAAGAGAAAUGAUCGCAAUGCCAUUCCCCUUUUGGAGAUCAUCACAGAGGAAUGCCUGGCUACAGAAAAGAUUUUGGUUUGGUGGGUAAAUACAAAGGUUGCCCUGCACAUGGGGAGUUCUGGGCAUGGUGGUAAGAACAACAUGAAUUCUAACAGCCAUGGAAGCCAGUAUGCGUGUUCAUCUCUCUGUGAUGAAAUUGUUGUUCUCUGGCGUCUGGCAGCACUUAACCCAGCUUUGUCACCUCAGGAGCGAGAGCAGCUUAUUGCCAAGUUCAAAGGCUGGCAUCUCAAGGUUUUAGAGAAGGUUGCCAAGAGCAAAGAAACAGGUACAAAUGGUGGAAGCGGAAGCAACAAGAGAGGUACUGAUGUUGAUGUGUUCCCAGGGUUCAAGCCAGCAAUAGAGCCUUGUUACCUUGACUGGAAUGAUUACCCUCUUCCUGGAGUAACAUAUUCUCACACAGCUUCUCGAUAUUAUUGUCCUGUCAUGCGGUUUAGGCAUGAUUCUCGACACGAGUCACAAGCAGCACCCAUCUCUGCACCACACCCAAGAAACCCUACAUCACAUGCUGGGCCAAAACGGCCUUCAGAGCGGCGUGUGCUUAUCAGCUCUGGAAAUGCAGGUGACAAAGAGAAUUUGGGUGCUGGUGUCUCUUUGGCAGGUCAUAGACACAGUGGUCAUCGGAGCAGUAGUGUUAGUAGUGAAGGCUUUUGUGACAAUGACCUAGGCCGUGACAGUGACUCUCCACCAGAUCAAAGGUCACCUGAACAGGUUGACUCAGGCCAGGUGUCCCGCCAGAGCUCAAGAGAGGAUCGUCCCAUGGGAGCUCUAGGUCUGGCGGCAGCCUUUGAUCGUUCAAGAGAUGAUAGGGAUAAGUCAUCUCCUGAUGAUGGUGGAGCAGAGUCUGACUGGUCUGGUGGAGCAGAACCAUCCAGAAACCAGAGAAGUAGGGCAGGGAGUAGAGGGCAGCGUUCCAGAGACCAGAAUGGAGCAGAUGAAUAUGAUGUAUAUGUGUAUAAUGCCAAUUUAGUUGGGGAUGGAAAUAGUGUAAGUGAUUGUAGUGGGGCUGAAAGAGGAGCAGAAAUUUUCAAUAACCUGAAAAAGUUUGAAGAUCCCCUUGAGAUACUAUUUGCUCGUGCUGAGGGUCUGCAUGCUCAUGGACAUUUACAAGAAGCCUCUGGACUGGCAGUACAACUAGCACACGAGCUGCUGGCUAACCCUCCAAACCUCAUGAUUGAGCUACCACCACCACCCAGCAAAGGGAAGCGUAAGAAGGUAAACCCAGCAUCACACCAUCUGACUUGUCUAGCUUCAGCCACCUUGAGUAAAUGUGCCUUCCUCUGCACUGUCCUGGCAGAAAACCCUGACCACACACACCUGGCUUUCCAAGUUGCCAUGUUCGGUUUAGAAAUGGCACGACCUCCAGCAUCCACUAAGCCACUGGAAGUGAAGCUAGCCAACCAAGAAAGUGACUUGGUUUUCCUCCUGAAGCGCUUGCUUCUCGGUCCACUAGAAUUAGCUGUAAUCAGAGAUAAGGCUGAGAAAAUGCGAUCAGGCACUCUCAAGUCUCGUGGCGAAGCUCUCCUGCCAUUAAUGCUUGCUUCCUUCCUUUUUGAUGCUCUAGUCAUUACUGGAAAUAACAAAAGUACAGUUGGAGGUCAAAGUUACCGUCAGCCACAAGAUGAAGCUCUAGGCUUUGAUGCAGCUGUGGCAGCCAUUGGCAUGAAAGCAAAUGUGUGUGAAGCAGAUCACCCACUCCUCUGUGAGGCCACAAGAAGACAGAGAGGAGAGUUGGCUCUCACAUUGCUGACACACUAUAAGGAUGACCAGGACAGACUAGCUCGUAUCAUGGACAAGCUGCUAGACAAAGAGGUGCACCAGAUGUAUAAAGCACCUUCUCUGCCCACAUACUAUGUGAACAAUGUGCCCAAUCAGCAAACAAGUACUAGUGGCCUUGAGAGUAAUGAGGCAAGCAGCAGCAUUAGAGUGGCAGAUUCUCCAGCAGCAGGGGCAGUCAGCAGCAGCCCUAUGCCUGGUGUAGCAGCAGGAGCAGUAGCUGCAGCAGCACCAGCCAUACUAGGAACCCCACCAUCAGCACACCCAAGCAACCAAGCACCUGCACCUGUACAACAACAGCAACCAACAGUACAGAGAGACAGGCAUAAUGCAGGUGGAGCAGAGAUAGAGGGUUCCAUGGCUGGGCUUAGCCUCUCUCCAUCCCAGCCUGUAGGAGGAGCAAGAGCCAAGGAAGGGACAUCAUCCGCUAGGUUUGUGGAGGGCGAGGAAGGGGAAAGCCCAAGCUGGGAGGACGACUAUAAAGCCUGGGAGGAAAAAUGUGCUGGAAAACAGCGCAAGAAACGGAAUCAAGCGUGUACUUUAGAAACUACCUCAACGGGUGUAGAAGUGAAACUUAACUUGGCAGAUAACUCUCCCACCUCUGGUCGAUGUGCAGGAUGGAUCAAGUCUACAGGCCCAGGCUCAGACUCUGGCUCUUCAGGAAACUCCUCGGACAGCAUUGUGUCCUCAUCAAGUGGGGAUAAAAUCAGUGGACUUGAGGCAAAUAAACCUGUGGAAUCGCCACCACUCGGCUACCCAUUGGUACGACCUGUUCCCCAGAGGCCACAGCCUACCUAUGGGAAAGGUGUGCGUUUCAAAGGCAAGAGAGCUUAUCCUACCGUGCCCAACCAGCCCUCCGAGGCUAGUGCUUAUUUCAUGUUCGAGUUGGCCAAGACUGUGCUGAACAGAGCUGGAGGAAAUAUUAGCACAUCACUGUUUACUCAGCCAAGCAGUUCACAGAACCACAGAGGGCCACAUCGACCACUCCACAUGUGUGCAUUCCAAAUUGGCCUCUAUGCCCUUGGCCUUCACAAUUGUGUCAGCCCCAACUGGCUUUCAAGAACAUAUUCCUCACAUGUUUCAUGGAUUACAAGCCAAGCAGUGGAAAUUGGAUCACCAGCAGUUUCUUUUCUAAUUGAUACUUGGGAGGGCCAUCUAACUCCACAAGAAGCAGCAUCAAUAGCAGACCGAGCAUCAAGAGGUCGUGAUGCUGCAACAAAAUUCCUGUCAGCUUUCAUGCCUCAUGCUUUGAACCCUAAUGAGAUUCAGAGGGCUAUCAUACAGUGUAAGGAGCAAAGUGAUGAAAUGCUUGAAAGUGCUUGCUUUGCUGUUGAGGGUGCAGCUAAAGGUGGUGGUGUAUACCCCGAGGUCCUGUUCUCUGUGGCACGGCGCUGGUAUGAACUUUAUGAGGCCCGGACAAGACACCAAGCCCGUCAUCAAGCAAGGACUUCAGGUGGCCAACAUGCUGGAGAUGUCCCAUUUGAAGAUCCUGGCGCCCCACACAAUCUCCCACUUCCUCCACCUCCACCACUAAAUCCACCUACACCACCAAACCAGCAACAGCAACAGCCACCUAUUCCUCCAAUGGAUGCACAGUCUCAACCUGGGUUGCAUCCACCAGUUUCAGUAGGGAUGAAUGGAAAUGGUGGUGCAGGUGCAUUACCUGGUGUUGCAGGCUAUCCGGUUGCAGCCCCACCUUCCUCGGUGCCAUAUGCCCUCACUGGCAUUCCAUACCAGCUGGGAUAUAAUUACAUUCAGGGCUUGCCAACAAGUGUAUCAUGCAUCAACCCACAGAUGCCCAUGCCGAUGUAUAUCCAGCCACCAGGUGUACCUUUCAGUGGGGCACAGGGGGUGUCUCAACCCCUCAUGCCUCCUCCUUCCAUGCAGUACUUCCCUCCAGUGUCUAUACCCUCAACUCUACCCCAGAAAAUUUUGACUUCAAAAUCCAUCCACGAUUUGGCCGCCUCACGUCAUUACAGCAUAAGGCAGAUCCUGGAUGCUACCCCAAGGUUCUCAAAAGGUACUCUGCCAGGAGCAGGAGGCAUGGGAGGUGGUCUCCCUGGAGGACAACAGAAUUUAGGACCCCAGCCUCCUCCCUUAGGUGCAGGACCUCCACCUUUGCCACAGCAGCCUCCUCUGAUACAGGGCAACACACCUCCACAGCAGGGAUUUUAUCCACUGCCGUACUCCAAUGCGGUUGGAAAUGGAGGUGUAUCAACUGCAGGUUUCAUAGGAGCUCAGCCAACUGCCCUCCUCUCUUGGGUUAGAGCUCAAGGCCCUCACAUGGUCCAACCUUCCCCUCAUCAGCCCCAGCUGCCUCCACCACCUACCUCACAACCACAGCAACAGGUCCCUGGACUUGUUGGUGGCCAGCAGGUGAACAAUAAUGGAUCUAUGAAUUACUUGUUGAGCACAUAUCGCGUGGGUAUGUUGGCACUGGAAACUCUGGGCAGGAGGGUCCAUGAUGACAGACCACAGGCAAAGUAUGCCAGAAACCCACCCUACGGAGAAGAUGUCAAGUGGCUUCUGGGAGUGGCCAAGAAGCUUGGUCAACAGUAUCUUCAUCAGUUCUGAUGUUCGGUGAAUAGUGUGGUUUCACCCUUCGUGCUUCAGGAACUGUCUGUUGAGUCAGCUCAGUAUCUAGCUCGGCACUCACCAGCCCUCUUCUCACAGCAGCUCCGUUCUCCAAUUCUGCAACCUCUUGUACAGAAAUGUCAACAGAUGUUCAUCCAAUGUACCCACCUCAAGAUGUAUUACAUAACCCCAACUGAAUACGACGAGUUUAUCUCCAUCAUCCGGGCUGCCCGGUCUGCCUUCCAAAUGACGCCAGGUGGAAUGGUACAGUUCAAUGAGCUACUGCAAGCAUUGAGAAGGUCAAAGUCAUGCAAGAAGGAAUUGUGGACCAGAAUCACAAAUGCACUGCAGCAGCCAACUCCUGUAUGACCUCAGGCCAGCUUAGGACCUGCGGGAGAAAGCUGGGGAAGUCCUGCCAUGGUGAGACGAGGAGCAGCAGCAUCCACAGACUAGGACAGGAUGUAGAAGACUUGCUUAUUGUGGAAAAUUUGGCAUACGCAAGCUACAUGCGUCUUUGGUGUACUGUGACUGGAAUUCCUUUGUGUUGAUUAGGGUGUUUGUGUGUGUUUCUCUUUCUCACUUCAGAGGUUGAGAAGUUGACUUUGCCUCAUAGUUUUCUGUAAAAUAUUGAUGUAAUGAGACUUCCAAACAGAGGUGGCUGCCACUUGUGAAAGUGAUGUGUUAGGGUGAGAUUGUCUAACCCCCCAAAAAAAUUAUUAAAAAAAAUAAAAUAAAAAAUACAUGUACAUAAAUAUAUAAAAAAAAAUACUAUAACAAGGAAUUUUUUAAAAGUAAGAAAGUAUGAAAGGAAUAAAAUAUAUGAAAAUGUACAGUUAAAUCCUUUUUUCAGCAUCAUGGAAGUAGACCUUAAAAGAAUGACGAUAAUAGAAUUACAUUUAAAAAGUGAUACAAGGAUUGAUUACCUAAUGAUGUAUAAAGGUUUGAGGAUAUUCAAGAAUACAUAAUUCUAUGUAUGCAAAAGAUUUUGUUGAGUGCACAGGGUAGGACACUUUUCAGAAGAGGUGGGGAGAGCAGCUGCUUCCAUAUAGGAAAUAAUAGUGACCACUAACAUUUUCUUCAUAGACUGUCAGACAUAAGUCAUUAGUCAGCACACCACCACAGAUAAGUCGGCGAGAAUUGUGCGCGUUUCAGUGUCUUAAGAUUCUUCCUACGGAUUUGUUCUGGAAAUGGCAAUCCCAAUGAAGAGUAAAUCAAUGAUUGAAGAAAAGAAAGAUGGAAGGUUUGCGAAUGGUUCCAUUUGAAGAAUGCACUAAUGGAUAAGGAUGUGAAUGUGACAACAGGAAAGUUUAUCCACUUAGUGAAUAAUAGAUGAUGGAUGGAUAUCUUAAUACUUUUCAGCAUAAUUAGAUAAUGUGUGUAUGUCUGUAGUGUGUAUUUAUGCAUGUGUAUGUUUCUUCAUACAUAUGUUAAAAAAUGUGUAUAUGUGAAUUUACAUGUGCAUGUUUGUGUGUAUUUGUUUGUGUACACAUCUGUGUAUCCUCUGCACACACAUGCAGGUGCACACAUACACAUACAUGUAUACAUAAUACACAUGCAUACAUGUUUGUACACAUACACAUAUACACAUACAGAUAUAUAUACAUAAACAUUUUCAUAAAACUUACACAUAUUCAUAUGCUUAUACAUACAUACAUACACACAAACACAAAUCACACAAAAUCAGUUACAGUCACAUAUAUAAAAGCACCUAGAAAAUUUACAAAAAGCACUCAGUGGAAAUUAUAUUUGUCCAAAUAUAUUGAUUCUUAAGGAUAUAAUUGUAAAGGCUUAAAAGUAAGCACUACAUCUUUUAUCAUCUUGAAUAACUGGAGAUCAUUUUUCAAAAUGAAAUUUGCUGUACAUUUUUUUUAUAUUACUGUGAAUAGUUUAUGAUUUUUUCCUUUUCUUUUUUCUUUCUUUGUUUGAGCUUGAGAUGAUUUUUUUAGCCUUUUCUACUGCUUCACUCUUCUUUCAUUUUUCUUCCUCUUCCUCUUUUUCUGCAUCAACCUUUUAAUCCUUUAUCUUCUUCAAUCUCCGUUUCCUACUUUUCCUCCUCCUCCUCCUCCUCUUCCUCAGUCUCCCCAUCCUACCUUUUCCUUGUCCUCUUCCUUAUUUUCUUUUUUGUACUUUUCCUCCCCUUCCUCUAUCUGUUCUUCCUCCUUCUCUUCUCUUUCUUCUUAGCAAUGCACUUCAUUGAUGAAACAUUCUCUGACUUAAGGCAAUGUCACUUCUGUCUUAUCUGUAUAUAAUAUUAAUUAUGUGUGUGUCUUCGUCCACUUAACUAGCCAGUCAGGGGACACUCAAGUCCUGAUCUCACUAGAUUGAUAAAGAUAUUAGCUUGAAGUUGUUAGUAUGUUGAGGGCGUCUGAUUGGUAGAUAAAGAUAACGCCUACAGGGUCUUUGUCUGUGGGAUCAUAUAUUUCAAAUACACUUUAGCAAGUUUGGUCAUUUUAUUGUUUUAAUGCCACAAUUCCACUCAAAAAAAGAAAAAAAAAAAAAAAAAAGAUACUGGCCUAUGCAGUCUUCAGUUAUUAUGGUUUUGAUAAUUUUAUAGUUUCUCUAUCAUCAUUUUUUUUUUUUUUUUUAUGUAAAAAUGGUGGAAAUACAUGUUGCACGUUGCUAAAUGUUGUUGGAAAAUAUGGUUCCCAGUGUUUGGUUCAUAUUUAUUGAUUAUUAUAGUAGUAUUUAAAACAGAAGGUAGCUCUCAAAAGUCUUGGAAAAAAAUGUAUUUGAUCUCAUGUCAUGUAGAUGUAGGGAUUUUUUUUUAUAUAUAUAUAUGUAUAAUUUCUUCUCAUCUGUUAAAAGAUCAGUUCUGAGGAUGACCCAAUUGUGAGCAUUCAGAUUCUCUAACAGUAUGUAGUUCUAACUCAUAUUUGUCUGCAGAACAUUUUAUAUAAGGAAACCGUUUGACAGAGUUCAUUAUUAAUUGCUUUUGGCUUUUAGAUGAGAUGAAAUCAAAUCAGUUGAUGGUAGAGCCACAUGCAUUUUAGGGUUUAAUAAGGAUGAAAUAUCAAAGUGAUGUCAGUGAAAUUUAUAUUCUGGUUUGCAUAGUUAUUGCUUGUUUACUCCUGUCUUUGUUUCUGUUUGUAUUUUGUUUUCUCUCGUACAUACUCUUUCUCAGUUUCAUGAAAAUUAUUGAAGUUCAUUGGCCAUGUGAAAGGCAGCUCGUCUUGUAAGAAAAGUAGCUGUAACAUUUUCAAUGUCUGCAGUCUUUCUGUAUGAUGCUUUAGAAUCAUAUGUUGUUAGUACCUAAAUGCUAUGCAGAAUACUUUUCAGCUCUUUGGUAUGGCUGGCUCGCUCUCACAUGUAGGUACAUUCAGCUAGAAAUUUCAGAAUUUAUAUAUGUUUUAUAUAAAGAAGAACUUCAUGUUUAAGGUUUUUCCAAGUUAAAAGUAAGAGUUUUACCACAUAAUGCUUUGCAUUUGCUAAAUUUUUACUUACAUCUUCUGACAUUUUUGUAAAAAUCUGGAAUUAUUAUUAUUAUUAUUAUUUUCUACUUUUUUCUAUAUUGUGUCAGUCAUCUGUGACUGACAUGUCUGCAAUAACUCAAUCACUGAAUUUCUUCCUAUUUCAUACAGGCAGGAUAGUGCCUUGUGUGGAAUGGGACAGUUUUUUGUACAAUAAAAAAUUCUUAUAUAGUCAAGAAAGUUUUGUAAAAUGUAAAGGAGCUAAAUUCACCACAUUGUUGGCAGUCCAGGACAGAGAGAUGACCACAGACAUUGGUUGUUUACUUUACAGCAUACUUCGAAUUCUGAAAUGGCAUUUUAGUACACAUAGAAUGUUGAUGAACUGGAGAAUACCCAAAGUUCUUCUGUCAAAGGUUUUUACUUUAUGAUAAUUUGGUUAUAUUUUAUUUAUUACUAUAUUAUUGUAAUAAUUGUCAUUAUUGUUGGUAAUAUUUAUCUGUGUAUUUAUUUUUUUUAGGCCAUGUUUAAUUUCAGAGUUCGGAUAUGUGUGGCAAGAUCAUCAACUUUUAAGCCAUAGAGAGCAUUUGUGCUGCUUACAUUAUUAUUUAUUGCAUUAUAUACAGGAAAGAAUUCCUGAUAAAAACUCCUGUGUAGCUAAAAUUUGGUGACCCUGUCUGAUACAGGAGAGGAGCAGAAGAUUGUAGGUCAGAAUGAAUUGAAGGUACAAUACAUAUAUACAUAUAUAUAUAUAACAUUUGUAAACUGUGAAGUCUAGCUAUUAGAUGAACUUGAUUUCCACUUUUAUCAAAUCAAAGUAGUCCUGCGCUUUUGAGAAAAUUUUUGAACUAAAAUACAUUUAAGUUGAAAAAAAAUCAUAAACAGAUGUUGAAUUAUUUUUCAAAGAUAUAUACAUUUCUAUGUAUUUAUGAAGAGUACAAUUAAACUGUUAGAUGUCACAGAAACUGUAUAGCUAACUUUGUAUGAUUUUAACCACAAAUAUAUAAAAUUUCAUUCUGCCUACAUGUAUAAACUCAGGUGUAUUAUAGGCUAUUUAUAUCAUCUCUUUCUCCUGUUCUAUUGCCAUUAUUUCUUAAUUGUCUCUAUUAGCUUUGUGUCUGAAAGCUUGCCUAAUUCAUUUUUAAGUUUAGUGGUGUUUCAAUAGGAAAUUUGGGAAGAAGCCAUAUUGUAACUUUUAAAUGUUUACUGUUUUUGUGUACUGAUUAUAUUAAAAUAUUAAGGAAAAAAAGAAAAAAAAAAGGAAAAAAAGAAAAACAUUAUUUUUAUGUAACUGCAUGUGUAUCUAAUUCUGCAGGAUUGGAUAUUAUGGAAGUCAUUUUUCUUUAUUGGCAGUAAGGUUCCAUAAGAUUUUCUCACUGUCAUGAAAUCCUUCUGACAUUGUAAGGAUAUAACUUCCAUCCCAAAGCCUGCAGUUUUGUCCCCUGUCUGGCUUGUCUGCUCUGUUUCGUAGUGUUUUCAUUAUUGAUAACUUUUAAGAUAUUUGCAUUUAAUACUUAGGAGUGGAUUAGGUGUCUUGUUUAACCUUUUCAAUAGAAAUAAUAUGAAAACAUUAUUUUUUCUAAAUGAAUAUGAUAGAAUACGCAUUGUUGAGACACAUUUUGAAAAUGUGGCAUAAACAUACACCAUGAAUGGUUUUGCAACAUUCAGGUAUUUUUUAAUGUGAUAUGUACUAUUAAGAGUUUCACAUAGUGAGAUUUUGAUGUCACUGAUAGAAGCAGACAUGUUAGAUUUUUGAAUGAACUCUGUUAGAAUCUACAGGAAAUCAGUGUGUGUUUGGUAGAAUAGUUAAAGGGAAACAGGGCUAAGCAGGCCGGGAGGAAAAUAAGAAGUCUGUAGACAAAGGUAAUAAUUAAUAAAAGAUAUGAAGACUU
Messenger RNA from Penaeus vannamei (Pacific white shrimp), 11421 nucleotides. The record is from RefSeq and is a predicted model, not a curated record. NCBI's taxonomy places the organism in Eukaryota, Metazoa, Arthropoda, Malacostraca, Decapoda, Penaeidae.